Yarrowia lipolytica CLIB122 is the source of this 3006-nucleotide messenger RNA. RefSeq lists its product as uncharacterized. Gene Ontology annotation, biological process: protein polyubiquitination. The record is from RefSeq and is a predicted model, not a curated record. NCBI's taxonomy places the organism in Eukaryota, Fungi, Ascomycota, Dipodascomycetes, Dipodascales. Gene Ontology annotation, molecular function: ubiquitin-protein transferase activity.
AUGUUCAACUUGCCGUGGCAGAAAUCCCGCGGCUCAAAGUCGUCGCCCAGUACUGUACUAAGCGAGCUACAUGUUGGCAGUUCUGUUCCGACCAUUCCAGCUUCUAAAAACCGCCCAAACAGCUCACGAUCCAUCACAACCACAUGUUCGUCUUGUGGAAGCAGUAUAAGCUUACCGCCACACCUCCGAUCAUUCCUGUGCUCUACCUGCAACACCAUAAAAGACUUGCGAUCGACUAGCGUCCGAGGGGGGGAUCUGGAGCCAGUAUCGUGUGCACUGCUGGAAAAGUGGAUUGAAACACCCCAUUCUCUGUGCAAGAACCUCUUUGACAGCUUUUCGUCACCAACCUGCCUAAACGCUUCAUUCCAUAUGUCCAACGUCAAAUUGCACUCCAUUAGCACGUCUCAUGGCCUAGAUCUGGAUGAAAUCGAUGUCUUCUUUCAACAAGUAUGGAGUUUGGGUCCGGAACCGCAAUUGGCAGUUUUGAGAGGUGCUCUAAAGCUGCUUAGAAGGCCGCGCAUGUUACUCGACAAGCCCGAAAAGCUGCGCUUCUUGAUCAUCCUUAUGGCCAUUCCUUCGCUGCAAAAUGUGAGUCUGCUGAACAGAGGACUGAGUGAACAGAUGAAGGAACAGAAAGAAGGUAAGAGGGUGAGGGGUCCCAGGGUAGCUACCCCUGAGUUUCAAGAAAGGAGAAGACCUUCUGGCGAUGUUCCCAGAGGGGAAUCUGAGGGCCGGACUAAAGUGGGAGAGCGCAAGGGUGGUGAGAACGGCGUUUCCGACCGUGCCGGGCUGUCUCAAAACAAGGGGAAUAUUCCUGUUGGUGUUCCUGCACCAGUAAGAAAGCCCGAUGGAAGUUUUGGUGUCACAGGUGGAGGCGCUGCUGGCAGGAGGGAGAGCGCGGGGAGUGCGAUCCCGGGGGUUACUGGAGGAAGUAUUACAUCAAAAGAGAGGUCGCGCGGUGAAAGUGGCAGUAGUCCCAGUUCUAUUUCACCUGGAGAAUCCCGCCCAGGGUAUCGUGGUGAACCUGUGAGCUCAGGUAGGCGAGGAGGUGCUGGAGAAACACCGCCCAAUGGCGCGUCUGAGUCACGUGUAUCGCCACCGGCUGAGCUCCAUGACAUGCCCCCUGCUAACCAUGUGCGAUCUAACUCUUCCAAUCGAUGCAUGGGACCACCGCCUCCUACAUCAUCGAUCCCUUAUCUUUCUUACUGCAUCCUAUCACACCUCAUCGGCUACCAGGCCCAUACAGGUGCUGAACUCAACAAAAACAUUGUCAACUGGUAUCUGCGCUUUUCCAGUGACCGGUUUUCCCUCGUUGUAGACAUGGUGAAUUCGUUCAUCUCCAGUCGACUGACGUACAUGUAUCGGCAUUCGAGUGAUGGAGAUGAUGAUGAGGGUGUCAGCGGGGGGGUUGGGAGUGGAGGCAGUAGUGGUGGACGGGUCUGGUCGCGUGAUCGUGGUCCUGCCGCUACACCUGGGUCUCUUCCUAAGGUGGGCCCAGUUAGUGGCUUGACUCGGUCUUCGAGCAAGUCACGUCGCUCACGGAAAAUCCGGAUCUACGACUACUGCAAUGACUGGCAAAUUACAGCAGCUGCCCGUUUCAUGUCUGUGCUGUUCAACGUCAAUUUCGUCGCCUCUUACUUACCCACGUCGCAAUUUUACAACACAAUGGUUGAUUUCGUGGAUGUUUGCGGUGAUUUCGGGGCUUGGCAAUCGCGUGAUGGUACCAAUUUGAAUGCAGACAUGCUCUGUAACGGGUCGCUAUUUGGGGGAACUGAUACCUCUCCAGAUGCGACCAAGUUCACGUUUUGUGCCUUUCCUUGUCUGCUUUCUCUUGGAGCUAAGACUUCGGUGCUCGAAUAUGAUGCCAAGAAGCAGAUGGAAUUCAAAGCUCGGGAGGCAUUCUUCGACUCUCUCAGUCAGCGCCAGCACAUUGAACCAUAUCUCAAGAUCAAGGUGAAACGGGAAUCCCUUCUUGCCGAUUCUUUAUCUGAGAUAGAACGUAACAACGGCAACUACAAAAAGUCCUUGCGUGUUGAGUUCGUGGGCGAACCUGGCAUUGAUGUUGGCGGAAUCCGAAAGGAGUGGUUCUUGCUAUUGAAGACUGCUCUCUUCAACCCGGCCAGAAACUUAUUUGUCGAGGAUGAAGAGUCGCAUUACUGCUGGUUUAACCCUGGUUGCAAAGCUCAGGACGGUGACCUUCGAGAAUACAGACUUGCCGGUGUAAUUACUGGCUUGGCACUGUAUAACUCUAGCAUGCUCGACUUGCCACUUCCUCCAGUUGUUUUCAAGAAGCUCUUGGGAUGUCCGGUCGGACUCGAAGACUUCACAGUUGUGAAUCCGACGGUUGGGCGGUCGCUCUCGCAGCUUCUGAAGUUCACUGAGUCUGAAGUGGAGUCACUGAACCUCAGCUACAAUGUCAUUAUCGAUUCUGAGGGUGUGAAGAAGUCGUGUGACUUAAUCAGCAAUGGAAGCCACGUGAGUGUCACGACACGUAACCGGCGUGAUUACGUUUCAAGGCUGGUCAAGUUCUUUCUGGAAACAUCUAUUUCAACAACGUUUGCAGAAUACAAGAAAGGCUUCCAUUCCGUUGUGGGAGGCAAUGCCCUCUCAUUGUUCCGCCCGGAAGAGCUUGAAGCGCUAGUGAAGGGAUCUUCAGAACCUUUGGAUAUCGGCACCCUGAAAACCGUCACUAGAUACCAGAACUUCACUACUGAAGAUCCGGAGUCGGAACUUGUCGUGAGAUGGUUUUGGAAAUGGGCUGAGAACCUAGAGGAGGAGAAGCAGAAGAAGUUGCUACGAUUCAUCACUGGAAGUGACAGGAUUCCUGCCACAGGUAUUUCGAACAUGAACUUCAAGAUUACUUUCUCGGGUCCCGACUGUGACCGUUUCCCCGUGAGUCACACUUGUUUUAACGAGCUGUGUGUGUAUGGAUAUUCGAGCAGGCAGAAGUUCAUUGAUAAGAUCGUUAUGGCAAUGAACGAGAGUGAAGGGUUCGGUAUUAGAUAG